AUGAGCCAUAAUAUUGGAGGGAUGGCACCCUAUGUUAGCAUGCCAAGGGGGCGCAACCAAAUGUAUUAUCCUCCCUGUCCAGGGAUGGAACCUCAUCCUCACAUGACAAGAACCCCUUUCUUUCCAGAUGAAAAGAUGAAUUGUGGUAUGGGCAUGACUGAAUUCAAACCACCAAUGAUGACCAACCCAGAACCUCCACCACCUAAAAAGAAACGGAGAGCUUCCAACAACAAUUCUGCUGCUGCUGCAGCUAAUCAGCAACCUCCUCCCGUCAUGCAAGAUCUUCUCCCGCCUCCACUAACAGGUUAUGGAGAUACAAUCGUCGCCUCUAAUCCUUUUGAUGAUACUCCGCCACAGCAACAUCAGUCGAGUGCUAGGCACAUGAGCUGUGGACCUAUGAUGAUGGGUGGUGGAUCAUGUGGUGGUAUGGCGGGCUCUCCUAUGAACUGCGGACCACCGAUGAGCCCCAUGGGUAUGUGUGGACCUCCGAUGAUAUCAAGUCCUAUCGGUCAGAAUAGAAGUCCUCUUUGUGGUCCUGGAAUGAUGUGCGGCCCUACACCUGGCAGCCCAAUGCCACAUCGCAGUCCGACAGUUGGUAGUCCUCUUCUUAAUAUGGAUUGCAUGGGUCAGUCCAGAAAAGGAUCGCCAAUGAUGCCUCAUUCUUCCAUGAAUUGUGUUUCCCCUAUGGGUUCACCUCUUGGAAAUGGACCAAUGUGUCCUUCAGGACCAAUGUCGAGUCCUAUGGGCAUGGACAUGAGGCCGAUUAACAGCCCGAUGUGUAUGAACAAUGGUGCUCCACAAAAUAACAUUCAGCAGUGUAGUAUGCCUAGUGAUAUGUGUAAAAGUGGUGUCGUGAAUACUGCUAACGGACCCAUUAGGCAACAGAACACUAUGAUGAACCACCAUCCGCCUCCUCCCCCAACAAGCGGGCCACCGUUAGGAAUGAACGUUCAUCCCGGUAUGCAUCCCAUGUCGAUGCAGCACCCUCCUCAUGGCUACCCUCCACCCAAGCCGAUGCCUGUGUCUGCUGGAAAGAUUUAUCCAGUAGAUCAGUCUAUGGUCUUCAAUCCACAAAAUCCUAAUGCUCCUCCGAUAUACCCGUGUGGAGUAUGCCAUAAAGAAGUGCAUGACAAUGACCAGGCCAUACUUUGUGAAUCUGGCUGCAAUUUCUGGUUUCACCGGGUAUGCACAGGAUUAACUGAAACAGCUUAUCAGUUGUUAACAGCAGAAGUCUAUGCUGAGUGGGUUUGCGACAAGUGUCUUACAACCAAGAACAUACCUCUUGUCAAGUUUAAACCUUAA
Nezara viridula (southern green stink bug) is the source of this 1302-nucleotide messenger RNA. NCBI's taxonomy places the organism in Eukaryota, Metazoa, Arthropoda, Insecta, Hemiptera, Pentatomidae. The record is from the annotation of a GenBank genome assembly.